ACAGCUUUGUGAAGGCCUGCGGGACGGUACGGGGUGGUUGCUUGAGAGAAAGAAGAAGAAGAAAAAAAUAUGUUUUAGCGUAUGUUUAUGAUGAUCUCGGGAGAUUCGAAAGGCGGAUGCCCGCGGUGGAGAAAAUACCCUUCUCUGUGUUCCCGUGCAACUGUGAAUUAUCCUCUAACAGUUUUGCCAUUCUCACCAAGAUGCCCAAUGUAGUCAUCUGACAGAAUCAGAUGAACUUAUGACCAAAGAGGUGUGCCUCAUGGAAUGUCAAGUCCAGAUUUUUACUUAUUUGACAGAGAAAGAGAGAGAGCACACAAGCAGGGGGAGCUGCGGACAGAGGGAGAGGGAGAAGCAGGCUCCCCACUGAGCAGAGAGUCUGAUGUGCGGCUAGAUGCCAGAACCCUGGGAAUCAUCACCUAAGCUGAAGGACGCCGGAAGCGGCCUGACCCGGAAGCUUCUCUGCCGAACCGGAAGCAGAGCCGCGCAGCGACCGGCCGCCGUGGAGCCACCGCCCCCUCUCCGCUUCGCCGCUGUUUGGGGAGCCCGGACCGCGGCGGCGCCGGGUUGCCCUGAUGGUCCCCGGCCAGCGGCGGCGGCAGAGGCGGCGGGAGGAUGACCUCUCCCCGGGAGCGAGGUGCCGACCUGGCCCGUUUCUACACUGUCACCGAGCCUCAGCGACAUCCAAGGGGCUACACGGUGUAUAAGGUCACCGCCCGGGUUGUGUCACGAAGAAAUCCAGAGGAUGUCCAGGAGAUAAUCGUAUGGAAGAGAUACAGUGACUUUAAGAAACUACACAAAGAAUUAUGGCAGAUUCACAAAAACUUAUUCCGACAUUCAGAAUUGUUUCCUCCAUUUGCCAAAGGAAUAGUGUUUGGACGAUUUGAUGAAACAGUUAUUGAAGAGAGAAGACAAUGUGCUGAAGAUUUGCUACAGUUCUCUGCCAAUAUCCCCGCUCUUUACAACAGUAAACAACUUGAAGAUUUUUUCAAGGGUGGAAUAAUUAAUGAUGGUUCUGAAUUGAUUGGCCCUGCUGCAGCUUAUUCGGAUUCCCUCGUUGAUAGCUUUCCUGAAUGUAGUACAGAAGGUUUCUCCAGUGACAGUGAUCUGGUAUCUCUUACUGUUGACGCGGAUUCUCUUGCUGAGUUAGAUGAUGGAAUGGCUUCCAAUCAAAAUUCUCCCAUUAGAACUUUUGGUCUCAAUCUUUCUUCGGAUCCUUCAGCACUAGGGGCUGUUGCUUCUGACAGUGAACAGAACAAACCAGAAGAAGAACGGGAAAGUCGCAGCCUCUUUCCUGGCAGUUUAAAAUCCAAGCUUGGCAAGAGAGAUUAUUUGGAGAAAGCAGGAGAAUUAAUAAAGCUGGCUUUAAAAAAAGAAGAAGAAGAUGACUAUGAAGCUGCUUCCAAUUUUUAUAGGAAAGGAGUUGAUUUACUCCUAGAAGGUGUUCAAGGAGAGUCAAGCCCUACCCGUCGAGAAGCUGUGAAGAGAAGAACAGCAGAGUAUCUCAUGCGAGCAGAGAGUCUCUCCAGCCUUUAUGGAAAACCUCAACUUGAUGAUGUAUAUCAGCCUCCAGGAUCACUAAGUUCAAGGCCCCCUUGGAACCUAAGGAGCCCUGCCGAGGAGCUGAAGGCCUUCAGAGUCCUUGGGGUGAUUGACAAGGUUUUACUUGUAAUGGACACAAGGACAGAACAGACAUUCAUUUUAAAAGGUCUAAGGAAAAGCAGUGAAUACAGCAGGAACAGAAAGACCAUCAUCCCCCGCUGCGUGCCCAACAUGGUGUGUCUGCACAAGUACAUCAUUUCUGAGGAGUCCGUGUUUCUUGUGCUGCAGCACGCAGAAGGUGGCAAACUCUGGUCAUAUAUCAGUAAGUUUCUAAACAGAAGCCCUGAAGAAAGCUUUGACAUCGGGGAAGUGAAAAAAUCUACACUUACCAAAGUUCACCUUCAACAGCCAACUUCUAGUCCUCAGGACAGCAGCAGCUUUGACUCCAGAGGAAGUGACAGUGGAACCAUGCUCAAAGUUCUGCCGUUGAAGACUAGUCUUACUCUAAGCUCUCAAGAUGAUAGUAACCAAGAUGAAGAAGGCCAGGAUAGCUCUCCAAAAUGGCCAGAUUCUGGCUCAAGUUCAGAAGAAGAAUGUACUACUAGUUAUUUGACAUUAUGCAAUGAAUAUGGGCAAGAAAAGAUUGAACCAGGGUCAUUGAAUGAGGAGCCUUUCAUGAAGAUUGGAGGGAGUGGUGUUGAUACCAAAGUUACUGAAAGCUUCCCGGCACACCUUGCCGCUGGCAGUGACAGCCCCAGCACCCAGCAGAUAGCUCGUGAGCUGAAGUUCUUUGCUGGAGAUGAUGAUGUAGAAGCAGUUAGUUCUCCAAGAACGUCAGAUUCCCUUAGUAGAUCUAAAAACAGCCCCAUGGAAUUCUUUAGGAUAGACAGUAAGGAUAGCACUAGUGAACUGCUAGGCCUUGAUUUUGGAGAAAAACUGUAUAGUCUAAAGUCAGAGCCUCUGAAACCAUUUUUCACUCUUCCAGACGGAGACAGCACUUCCAGGAGUUCCGGUGGUAGUGAAAGCAAGGUAGAAUUUCUAGCUCAGGACACCAUUAGCAGGGGCUCAGAUGACUCUGUCCCAGUCAUUUCUUUUAAAGAUGCUGCUUUCGAUGAUGUCAUUGGCACUGAGGAGGGAAGGCCUGAUCUUCUUGUAAAUCUCCCUGGUGAACUGGAGCCGACCAGAGAUGGUGCAGCAGUGGGAACGACUAAGUGUCUGCAGACCGACAUAGGCAUAACUGAAAGUAAACUGUUGGAAGCCCCCGAUGUUUUAUGCCUUCGACUUAGUACUGAAAAACGCCAAGCAAGAGAAGAAGAAGGCACGGAGGAAUUGAGUGAUUCCUCUGGCCCUACAUCCCAGAGUCUAGCCGAGAAACACAAUGCCCAGGGGGAUCUUGGGAUGUUAUUUGUAGCAGCUGCUGAUCAUAGUAGUUCAGGAGACAUGUCUUUGUUACACACCGAUUCUAAGUUCCAAGGACUUGGAGUGGUGGAGUCGGCGGUAACUGCAGACAACACAGAAGAAAGCUUAUUCCAUAUUCCUAACCCACUCUCAGGUGCUAAUGAAUAUAAUGUAAACACAGACACUUUAAAAACUGAAGAAGUAUUGCUGUUUACAGAUCAAACGGAGGAUUUGGCUAAAGAGGAACUGACUUUAUUUCAGAGAGAUCCAGAGACUAAGGGAGAGAGUGGAUUAGCCCUAGAAGGAGACAAGGAAAUACAUCAGAUUUUUGAGGACCUUGAUAAAAAAUUAGCACUAAACUCCAGGUUUUACAUCCCCGAGGGCUGCAUUCAAAGAUGGGCAGCUGAAAUGGUGGUAGCCCUUGAUGCUUUACAUAGAGAGGGAAUUGUGUGCCGCGAUUUGAACCCAAACAACAUCUUAUUGAAUGAUAGAGGACACAUUCAGCUAACGUAUUUUAGCAGGUGGAGUGAGGUUGAAGAUUCCUGUGACAGCGAUGCCAUAGAGAGAAUGUACUGUGCCCCAGAGGUUGGAGCAAUCACAGAAGAAACAGAAGCCUGUGAUUGGUGGAGUUUGGGUGCUGUCCUCUUUGAACUUCUCACUGGCAAGAGUCUGGUUGAGUGCCAUCCGGCAGGAAUAAAUACUCACACUACUUUGAACAUGCCAGAAUGUGUCUCUGAAGAGGCUCGCUCACUCAUACAACAGCUCUUGCAGUUCAACCCUGUGGAGCGUCUUGGUGCUGGUGUUGCUGGUGUUGAAGAUAUCAAAUCUCAUCCAUUUUUUACCCCUGUGGAUUGGGCAGAACUGAUGAGAUGAGCAUAAGACAGGGUUCUCAGCGCACAUUCCGACCUUGUCUGUGACAGGCGUCCCCAUCACAGAGGCAGCUCUGCCUCGCACUCGCCGAGGGAGCACCGAGACCUUGGGAUAAAGACCUUUAGAGGAAAUGGAAGAAAAAAGGCUGAACGAGAACACUUUCUUUACUGUUAUUUUCAGGACAGAAUAUUGGCUACAUUUGCAAGGGGGAAUUGAUAUACAAGCCUUUAAAUAAGGUGUGAUCUUUAUUUUAUCUGCAUUUAGUGUUGCAGAUGAGUUGUAAACCCAACGGAAGAAGGAAUGCCCUUCAAGAACUUCCUCUGAAAGCUCCAAGUGUACAUGUAGGUGUUACUUGAAAGGAGGACCUUUACAUGGCAGCUAAUAGUAGCUUUCUGCUAAGCAAGAUUGGCUUAUACGAUCAUAAUUAAUAUUUGCUGAAUAAUACACUAAAAGUGCUUCAUGAAUAGUGUCAUCUGUGGAGCUUAAAAAGUGAGAAAAAAAGAAUAUAUACAUCAUGCCUGAUAGAAAACAUGUACCAUGAUACUUUAUAAUUAGGGUAUGCUGAAUGUGGUUCCAUAUUGUUUCAUACUUCAGAAGCCCACCGAGAAGAGAACACUCCCAUUGCCAACUUCAUAUGCUUUGUUGGUUGAUACUAUGGAAGGGUUCAUAUAAACACUCACCGUCUCUCUUCAACUUCAUCUUUCUGCUCCGUACACCUGUUGCCUUUUCUCUCAUAUCUGUUGCCCCUUCCUCUACUAGUACAUUUGCAACAAAAAGGGAAGGGAGUAUUUAUUUCCCCAAAUUGUAUCAACUUAAUAAGAACUAAGAAAUCAUGAUUAUAAAAUAAACGUGAUAAAAAUUGAAA
Messenger RNA from Mustela lutreola (European mink), 4672 nucleotides. RefSeq names its product ribosomal protein S6 kinase C1 (gene RPS6KC1). The record is from RefSeq and is a predicted model, not a curated record. Gene Ontology annotation, cellular component: early endosome. Gene Ontology annotation, molecular function: ATP binding; protein kinase activity; phosphatidylinositol binding. Gene Ontology annotation, biological process: protein phosphorylation. Lineage: Eukaryota; Metazoa; Chordata; Mammalia; Carnivora; Mustelidae. The transcript has 18 exons. The coding region runs from base 613 to 3810 and encodes 1065 amino acids.